GAAAUGAUAACCUUUUUUUCCAGCCAAUCCAAAACUAACCCUUCCCCUUUCCUUGGUUUUAGGUUUUCAAGGCAAUUUCAAUUUUCAAGUCCCAGGGAACCGAAGUUGAGUGAAUUGGUAUAUGAAUUGCGAAAAGCUCAGCAAUCCAAGCAUGGAUAAGAAGCAGUAGCUGAAGCACACAGUGAGCAAAGCAAAAGAGGAAUCCACCAUGGAGACGAAGGAGAAGAAUGACAAGAGUAAGAGCACUCUUGAGAUCCUCCCUCCUGAGCUGAUUCAAAGAAUCCUACUGCGGGUGCCGGUCAGGCAUCUUGCUCGCCUCAGGUGCGUUUCCAAGCUUUGGUGCUCUCUAAUUUCUGACCCUAACUUUGCGGAAUUUCAUUUUCACCAUUCUUCCGCUUCCACCAACUCAUGCUUCUUCAUAAAAUACUCCUCUAUGGUGCACUUCGUUUACUUCGACGACAAUGAUGCAUCACAAAAAGAGAUGUGUCCCCCUUUCAACAAUGAACCACUUCCUAAUUUUGCGGUCUUGGGAUCCUGCAGAGGCAUUAUUGUCCUGCAUCGACACCCACAUUCUUUUGUGGUAUGGAACCCACUCACUGGAUUUAGCAAAAGAAUAUCCUAUUCUCAUCUUCUUCCUAGUCGUAAGUACCAUGGCAUUAGGCUUCCUAGUCUGCAUGGAUUUGGUUAUGAUGCAUCACAGGAUGAUUACUUACUUCUUGUAGCUUGGAACCAUUGGGAAAGGCAAUAUAAUUUGGAUUGCUUGUCCUUGAGAACCAAUUCAUGGAUUAAUCUUGAUGCUGCACUCUCCAAACCUCUGGGUGUUUUUGACCGCUUUUCAUGUGGGUUGUUCUUGAAUGGUGCUAUUCAUUGGCUGUCUUUCGCUCUCACAACUUACAAGGAUGCUAUUCUUAUCUUUGAUAUGAAGGAAAGGACUUUCUCAAUGAUGUCUGCCCCGGAACAACUGGUAAUGAUUUCAUGCAACUUUUCAGGUCUCGCCCUACUCGGAGGCUGCCUAGCCUUGUAUUAUCAGAAUCUUCAUAGCUGUAACACUGACAUAUGGGUAAUGAAAGAAUAUAAAGUGCACUCAUCUUGGAAUCUCUAUCAGAUUCCUUGCAAGGACUUUCAGCCAUUGUGCUUAUCCAGUAAUGGUGAUAUUAUUGGAAGAGGUUGUUCUUGGUAUGAUAAAGUUGGUUAUUUCAUAUAUAAUGUCAGAGAAGACUUGCUCAAUCGUUUUGAAAAUCUUUGUUGUCCGAAUCCCAACAGGGCAACUGUUACUGUGCAUACAGAGUCUCUGUUGCCACUCCCUAGUGACGUUGAGGAUAAGAAAAAAGAAGAAGGAGGAAAUAGGCCUUCAGAAUCAGAAUGAUGUCAAACAAGGAAAGAGAAUUAGGAGAGAAUGAUUGCACAAUAGAGACACUUAAUUCUGUUGUAAAUAAAGUGUAGAGUUGACAAGUUGAACUGGAAAAAGCUUCUAGAGAAUUUUAUUUUAUUUUCCCUUUGCUUUAAAGUAUGAUUUCCCUUCCAACAAUGAAUUUGAAAAACUGGAACAUUUGAAAGUGCAAAUAGAGCUUCCUCUAGUUGAAUCCAAUUUAUUAUUACUUUGUGAUUAAUGUACAAGUACUGAGCAUUUAGAUGUGACUUUUGACUAUCCGUGGUGAAACUUGAUUUAUCAAAUACCUGAGGAAUCAUUAAUCACUGUCAUGCUUUCUAUAGUCUAGUCUUGUGCUGAGGUUUUAUGGUUUAGCUCUUUUUCAUUUCAAAAGCUGUGAUCGUUACCAUGUAAAUCUUGUAUAUGCUUUGUAUACUUUCAGUUUCGAUGUUAGCUUUGACAACACCAUAAAUAAUUUUUAGCUGAUGUGGAUCUUAUAAUGUUAGGCACAUCACAAUGCAAUAAAACUCAUGAGAUUUAUCUUAAUGUCAUACAAGUAAUCAUGGCUGAUAAAACCAUUAGUCAAAAAAGUAUUGGUAAUUAACCAAAAACUUAUGUAGAGGCAGCGGUGCGAUGAAAUUUGUCUUAGUAACCAUGGGUAUCAGUAAAUUAUUUGGGGAACGUAAAUGCUGGUUUAACAACAGUUUAAGCGAAAUUCAACGGCCCUAGUUCAUUGGACAUGCCGGUAGAGUUUCAUAACAAACACUUAGUCAAAGCGAAAUGUGUAAAAGUAUUACAAAUACAUUGAAUUCUUCUCAAAUUUCCCUGUUUUCACAAACAAAAUCAACAGAUGUCAUGCAUAUCCGUUAAAUCCUUUUUAUGCUUAUGACUUGGGGAUGACAAAAUGUUAAAGGAAUCAUUCAUGCUGGAAAACUAUCAGAUGCAUACAACUUGUUGUCAUCAAUACAAGUAAAAAGGUAUUAGAUGGGGAGGCGGUUGGAUAAAAUGUAUAAGCAAUUUUUUCUUAUAUGAAAUGCAUCAAACACAUUAUUAUUGAAUAUUGACCCUCACUCUCCCAGUAGCAAGUAGCAACAAAUUUUAGUAGUGUAAAUAAAGCUUUCAAGGAGGUGACGCUUCUUGAGUGCUUAAUGUACACUUCUUG
This is a messenger RNA of Arachis duranensis, 2531 nucleotides long. RefSeq names its product F-box/kelch-repeat protein At3g06240. The coding region runs from base 209 to 1366 and encodes 385 amino acids. Gene Ontology annotation, molecular function: protein binding. The transcript has 2 exons. The record is from RefSeq and is a predicted model, not a curated record. Lineage: Eukaryota; Viridiplantae; Streptophyta; Magnoliopsida; Fabales; Fabaceae.